Vicia faba (fava bean) is the source of this 660-nucleotide messenger RNA. The record is from the annotation of a GenBank genome assembly. NCBI's taxonomy places the organism in Eukaryota, Viridiplantae, Streptophyta, Magnoliopsida, Fabales, Fabaceae.
AUGCCUUGCGGCGAUUCUCCUGAAAUAACACCAGAAGAUGUGUUAGCUCAGAUGAAAGAAAUGCAACUGGCUUUUGAACGACAAUAUACAGUAAUGGCAACCGAAAUUGUAUCUCUCCGAGAGCAAGUCGUUAACCACAAACCUUCAGGGUUACGUGCCGACAUUCAACGUGAGCUUGCAAUUUUGCAACGUCACUCCAUUACUCAAGCAAUUGGGUUGGCGAAGUUGGUUAAGGCAAAAAUUCUAGAUUCUAAACCUUCUUAUGCAAGACCGCCACUAAGUGCCAGCUCUCCCUCGUUGCUUGGUCCUGCAGGAAACCCUCUGCCGUCUUCUAUACCUAUUUUCCGGUUAUCCCCUACUGAAAUGCAAGAGCGACGUAGCAGAUGGAUUUGUUUUAAUUGCGAUGACAAGUUCAGCCCUGGUCACCGUUGUCAGAAAAAGCAAUUUCUUCUGCUUUUGGCGGAGGAGGAGUCGCCUCCAGAGCCAUCAACUCUGCUUCAGUUAGACUCUGCGUUGCUCGAUCAACAGGUUGAACCUGUUGCUAUACCGGUGGUGGAGGAACUGAAUCAGAGUGCUGAACACUUUCAGCUUUCCCGGGCAGCGCUAUUAGGUCCACCCUCUCCAAAAACUCUGUGUGUGAAUGGUAACAUUAAGGAUUAG